This is a messenger RNA of Ciona intestinalis (vase tunicate), 3886 nucleotides long. NCBI's taxonomy places the organism in Eukaryota, Metazoa, Chordata, Ascidiacea, Phlebobranchia, Cionidae. The record is from RefSeq and is a predicted model, not a curated record.
CGUACAACCACUUACAAUUUAAGUACGACAGUAUCAGUUGAAAAAGAGUUGCCUACCAGCUUAUCACGGUAUAUAGAAAAUAGGUCUGUUCGUUUAAACACUAGUACUGCUCGUUUAUAUAACGAAAUGUUCCAUGGAGAUGAGCAAAAUGUGGCCACUGAUGUAUUAGCUUCAGAUUCUACGAGAAACAAAGCUUUGAGGGGCAAACAACUUGGAGUUGUUUCAUCUUUUCUAAAUUCAUUUGAACAUAAUCAAUCAUUCCCAAUGUUACCAAAAAACAAAAAGGAGAACAGACUUGCCAAAGGAUUGAAUAAGUUUACAGGAAAAGAGAUAAAUGCUUGUACAUUUUCCCAAGAUCAUCUCGCAAAUUUCAACCCUGCUGAUUUUCCUUCAGUUGAUUUGGAAAAAUCUUUUUCUUCCUGUAUUUCUAAAAGCAGCUCCAGACCACACUCAAGAUUAUCAUUAGGCGGAUCAUGGUCUUUCAGCAGUUUUAUAAACGCAUCAGACAAAAUCAACCCUAGUGAUAUUAAGCCAAUAAACAAAGCAGUGUUCACCAUAGAUGCUGAAACUUCUCAGAUCUUAACAGCGAACACGAAUGCUUGCAUUAUGUUUGGAUAUAAUGGAGGUUUUGUGAAUGUGAAACUAACGAACUUGUUAAAGAAACCGUCUCCCGGCAAACCUGGAAAAGAAGCUCUUUUACGUGAUAUACAUGAUGUGGAGGGGAAUGAGGUGGUCAUUGCUGGCAAAGUUAUGGAAGCAGUGACAAAACAAGGCGAUGUAUUCGCAGUAUCAGUGUGGGCACGUAAGGUUGAAGCAAACACUGAACAACCUCGAUGUCUCGUCAUCUUGCAACCAGUUGUUCGGGUGGUUGGGAAGUUUCAAUUCAAUCAACAGGGUGACAUAUUAUCUUGUGAUGAUAAAUUCGGCCACAUUCAUGGAUACAGUGACAAUACAUUGUUGUCUAAAUUGAAGUUGCAACAACUGAUGCCUUCAUAUGAAAUGCCAACUUCUUCGCGAAUAAGCAAGGGUGUACGGAAACAGCAAGUUACAAGUACGACCUUAGAUGGUCAAAAAAUACCAAUCUUGGUUUACAUCAUUAAUCAAACAGAAUCUGAUACUGACGCUACAGUGAUCUACUCAGCAAAUGUGUGGUAUUUUACCGACAUCAACGGAAUCCUUGUAUGUCAUCCUUGUGGAAAGAUAAAACAGAUCAACACCAACUUUUCACUUGCUCUCAUGGGAUAUACUGCCAGUGAAAUGUGCAAUAAGAAUAUAAGAGAUGUGUUGCCGGACAUUUCCUCCUCAGCGGAACCAUGUAGCAUCAAACUCGAUAUAAGCGAUGAUGAAGUUGCUUUGGUGAAGGCAUGUAGUGAAGACAGAACACCAAACGAACAGUUUUCAGCCACACUUAUAGAAAAGCUUUCAGAGAAUGAAACUUUGCAAACUUCAAGCUGUGAACCAUUUGAAAUGAUCUCGAACGCUACUGCAGGAAAUCAACAAGUGAGCAGUUUUACUCACAUUGAUUUUACGUUGUCUGAAAAACAACAAAGUACGGCUGACCACAUCAAUUCUUUGCUAUCUGGAAGUUGCUCUGAAUCUCUUGGUUCUGAUGUUGAUCAUAAUGGUUCAAAUAUUCCAUACAAACAUGACUUAGAGGGCAACAGUUCAUGGGUGGAACUGACGUUGAACGAAGGAAAUCCUUCAAAUGCAAAAGAUAAAUUGUCUCAGAUAAAUGCUGCGUUGAAUGGAAGUUUACAUUCACAACCAACAGUCAAAGAUAAAACUAGGAGUCCAGAUUCAGCCGUUCACUCGUCUUCAGAAACAACAGAAUCUUCAUCGACCCAGGAAAAUAAAGGAUCAACAAAAUCUUCGUUCUCAGAUUAUCAUUCACGUGAUGGUUCACCUGCUCAUGUGUUCAAAUCAUCCGCGAAUACAUCACAACUUGCCAAUCACCCGAAACCUAACGCACUCUCAAAGACGAUCAAUAUAACGUCCACACCCAUUGAUGGCUUGCUAAGAUCAGAAUCACGAAUGAAAUCAACUUUGGAUCUUCCACUUGGUAUUUUCAGUGGUCAACUAAGACACAAGAACAAUACCUUAAUACCUGUUACGUAUGAAAUCCAAAAUGAUGAAAAUGGUCAAUUGUUUUAUGUUCGAAUAAGUUUUACAACAAAUUACUCCCAUGAUCCCAACCAAACAUUAAGCAGCAGUUUCAACUCAACACUUCCUUCAUUAAAUGCUUCUGCAGUUAGUGGUAUGCUCGAUUAUUCACUGGGUGCUGCUAUAAAGCAAGCAGCAGAGCAGCGAAACGGAAAUGUUUCACAUGAAAUUGAAACACCGGAGGGCAAUGAAGAGUGGAACGCAAUGCAAGGAAAGUUCAAAGAGUAUUAUGAUGUCAUAAGGACAAUUGGAAACGGAGCGUUUGGUUUUGUUCGAAUGGCAAAGAGAAGAAUAGAUGGUAAAAAGGUUAUUGUAAAAUUCAUCAGAAAAGAGAAAGUCCUGGAUGAUUGCUGGGUGGAUGAUUAUGAAAGAGAAGCAACUAUUCCACUGGAAAUAUCUCUGCUUUUCAAGUUCAAUCAUCCACACAUUGUAGAAGUUGUGGAGUUUUUUGAGAACGAGAAUUUCUUCAGCAUGAUAAUGCCAACGCACGGAACACAAGGAUUUGAUUUAUUUGAAUUUAUUGACCGUGAACCAAAGUUGGAUGAAGCUCUUGCAAGUUAUAUAUUCCGUCAGGUUGUUUCUGCUGUCAACUAUUUACACCAACAAGGUGUAGUUCAUCGAGAUAUCAAAGAUGAAAAUGUCAUUAUUGAUGAAUGUUUCCACUGUAAACUGAUUGAUUUUGGAAGUGCUGCGUUCUUUGAAGAUGGUAAAAAGUUUUCAACAUUUUGUGGAACCAUAGAAUACUGCUCUCCUGAAGUUCUUCUCGGUAACAGCUAUAAGGGUCCGGAGUUGGAGAUGUGGGCACUUGGUGUAACUCUAUACACGCUGGUUUUUGGUGAAAACCCCUUUUUGACCGCAGAAGAUACAAUUGAAGCGAUUUUAAAACCUCCAAAUCGAUUGUCAGAUGAAUUAAUGUUUAUAAUACAAUGGCUACUUCAACCUGUACCCGAGCACAGAUGCACAAUGUACGAUCUAUUAGAAGACCCUUGGUUAAAUAUUAUAAUCGACCCGAAGGAGUAUAACUGGGAAGAUGUGGUCCCUUCAGCAGGCCAAAAAGAUGUAUCUUACAACGGUGCAAUUAAACCCAAAAUGGAUGAUGAUUGUGUUGAAGAUUUUGAUUCUGACGAUAAUGAACCACUAGCUAAUCAAGUAAAGUGUUGGGUGAAUGAGCAUAAGAAGUUUGGAUUAAAACAUGGAAAAAUGGACCCAUCUGGUUUGGAUAAAGAUGAAAACAUUUUUCCACUUACACGAUGCUUGGAAAAUAUAAACCUUAAUCAUUCCAUUUAAAUUUCACUACAGCAACAGUGUUACUAAAACUGAUAGAGUAGGUGCAAAUACCCUGAUUUGCUGUAUAUUUUUAUAAGCCUUCUUCUAGUUUUUUGUAUUUUUUUAUGUUUUACCUUGUAGAAAUAUUAGGUGCAAAAAUUAAACGUAUCUUUAAAAAUCGGAUUAUCUGCCAUUAGUAAUUAAAACUGUUAGUUGUAGAUUUUUACAAUUUAACAAACUGAUUUGGGAAUGCUGCAUUAUGUAUUUUGAGUUGAAACAUUUCUUCAUUAAACCGUUUGUGAACGAAGUGUUACUGAUCUAUUAAAGAAGUACUGUGAAAUGUUUUAUUUGUAUAGUGACAAGCUGCCGUUUCGAUGGAUCAUGUGGGUGUGAAAUGUUUUAUUUUCGUACCCAUUUGUGUACUUGCGUACAGGCGCAAUAAAAACGAUUGAUGUCUUAA